Lasiosphaeria miniovina is the source of this 1442-nucleotide messenger RNA. RefSeq lists its product as uncharacterized. NCBI's taxonomy places the organism in Eukaryota, Fungi, Ascomycota, Sordariomycetes, Sordariales, Lasiosphaeriaceae. The transcript is spliced from 2 exons. The record is from RefSeq and is a predicted model, not a curated record. Gene Ontology annotation, molecular function: cysteine-type peptidase activity. The annotation marks the transcript as partial. Gene Ontology annotation, biological process: proteolysis.
GCUUGCCUGCCUUCGCACCCUACCUUGCCUCCAUUCUCGGCUAACCUUACAUAACCUUUUUCCCACUGCGUUGAAUCUUCUUCGAGAUGCAGAAAGCGGCGUUGGACUGGGGAGUUCAGGAGCUAGUUUUGGACGAGUUCUUUCAAAAUACGUCAGAAAAGUUUCGGAGGAAUCUCCACCUCCUGACUUCCCAUCCAUGGGAGGAAGCUAGGCAGGCCUUGAACAGAGCCCGGGACCAUCGACAAUCUAACCCCAGGCGCGGGGUCAAUAAAAAGGACCAUCUUCAGCCCCUGGACUUGGCGAUGGCGAAGACUAUACUGAAAAAUGGAUCCGUCCCAAAUCCAAUAAAGACUCCAAAACCUGCUCCUGCUAGUGGCAUUAUAGAUCUAGCCAGCCCCGACAAACUACACGACACAGACUCCUCGGAUGAGACAACGUCGGUCUUGCGGCUCCAUGGGCUAAACGUCCACAUUCAGAGGCAAUCACUCACGACACUACAGCCUGGUGAAUGGUUAACGGACGAGAUUGUCAACGGUGCUCUUCAUCUCAUCAAGGAAGUAAGCAACGACAAGGUGCGAAUCGUCGAUUCAUUAUCACACCAAUCCAAACGGCAGCCUACGAGACCUGACUUCCUUAACAACCAAGUAUUACUGCCCAUGCUCAUUCGUCGCAAUCAUUGGGUCCUUGGUGUGUAUGAAGACAGGACAGGGCUUUUGGUUUACGACUCCAAAUGGGACCCGUCCACCAAGGAUGCCGUAUCGGACCAAGCUGGUAUAUUCUUUUCGGAAAUCCUCCGGAAGGUCGACGACGACUGCCCGCAAAUUACAGUCACUGCGCCGUUGAUUCAAUCCAACUCCAGUGAUUGCGGUAUACUCAGCAUUGCUGCAGCUUUCCAUAAGGCGAUGGGCCUCAGCAUCGAGCCUACACAUGUCGAUCCAGCUGUAUGGCGAGAUUUCUUACUUCGGCUACUAAUAUCGCAAUCACACGUCGAUGAAUAUCUCAAUGACUCACCACCAGUCGAGAUUGAACUUCCAUGUCUGCCUUCAACGGUCCCAUUUUCCGAACUUCCUGGAGCCCUAGCUCAGUUCUUCCACGCGUUUCUCCCGAGACUGCACCAGCGGUCGAAUGCAAUCAGGAAAGCACUCGUUUCAAGAGAACUCGUCUUGAAAAUUAGCCGUCUCGCGACGGGCGCGAAAAACGCUAGUGCAGACGCUAUGGCACGGUUCCAAAGAGUAAACGAUUAUUACGAGGUGGUAGUACAGCGAUUGCGUGCCGAGGAAGAGCAGGCUAGGAUGUUGAUGCAGUCGGUCAUGACCUGCAGAAAGGUUCGUCCGACAAAGUGACAGCAAACAACAAUUGCUAACAGAGACGCUAGAGUUUUCCAAUAAUCGUUGACGAGGUCCAACACACAAACGGACCCAUGGCGGGUAUUGGUUCAAGCA